Molecule: messenger RNA, 1342 nt
Organism: Vigna umbellata (rice bean)
Lineage: Eukaryota; Viridiplantae; Streptophyta; Magnoliopsida; Fabales; Fabaceae
Source: RefSeq, a predicted model, not a curated record
AUGGGCCCAAACCAGCAAUCCCCACCUGGAAGCACACCGUCAAAACCCCCAACAUCUGCUUCCACCGCCGCCAACAACACCCUUCUCCUCUUCCAGCGAUUCCAUCGGCCGCGACCUGAACGCUUCUCCACCUGCAUCAUCGGACAUCAUCCCGACCUCUUAGGCUCUGGUGGAGCAAAAACUUCUCAGCACAAAAUAAAAACUCAAAUACAAUAUGAUCCUUUGGGGUUUAAACUAUCAGCUUUUAAUCAGCAUUACAAAAGCAUUCAAAAUUAUGCUGUGAAAGCCGUGACUGUACCAUCUUCUGAGUCAGAAUCUGAAGCUUCCAAUUCCAAUAACAUUGUCGACUCUGUCAAAAAUUUCAUGGCCGUUUUGUACCAAUUUAUUUACCCUUACGCAUUCUAUGGUCAGGCAACAGCUACAAUUUCUGCGUCUCUAGUUGCAGUAGAAAAACUAUCAGAUAUAUCUCCAUUGUUUUUUAUCGGUUUGCUGCAGGCUGUGUUACCUCACUGUUUUGUGGCUCUUUACGUUAAUGGAGUGAAUCAAUUGUUUGACUUUGAGAUAGAUAAGAUAAACAAACCGUAUCUUCCAUUGGCUGCUGGCAAAUUAUCCUUCAGAACUUGUGCCUUUAUUGUUGCCUUAUCUGCAAUUUUGGGUCUAGGGUUUAACUUGAUGAUAGGUUCUCCGCCAUUGAUUUGGAACUUUGUGUUGUGCGUUACAUUAUGGACUUGCUAUUCAGUCAAUUUGCCUUUCUUACGAUGGAAGCAAAAUCCGGUGCUGGCAUCAUUACUCAUGUUUGUUACUUUUGCAUAUAUAUUUCCAGUUACAUACUUCCUUCAUAUGCAGACUUUUGUGUUCAAGAGACCAGUUGUGUUUACAAGAUCAUUGAUUGUUUCUCUCUUGUUCAUGAGUAUCUACAUUACUGGUUUAACAUUAGCCAAGGAUAUACCUGACGUAGAAGGAGAUAUAAAACAUGGCAUUGUUUCAUUCGCAGCACGUUUAGGCCAGAAAAAAGUAUUUUGGAUUUGUGUUUUCCUUUUUGAAAUGGCAUUUGGAGUUGCCUUCUUGGCAGGAGCAUCAUCUUCAUCUCAUUUUGGGAUUAAAAUUGUCACGUGUCUUGGAAAUAUUGUUCUUGGUUCAAUUCUGUUGUACCAGACCAAAUACGUAGAUGUGACAAAUCCAGCUUCCACUAGAUCCUUCUAUUCCUUUAUCUGGAAGGUAAUUCUUCUCUUAAACAUUGUUUCUAUUUGAAUAGUUCAAUAUCCAGCUUAUAAAGGAAACAUCUAAUAACAUAAGUACUUAUGUGUUUGUUUUUGCAGUUGAUGAUGGGAUCAUACGUUCU